AUGUUUAGGCAAAUUUUCAUUAAUUCUAUUCACACGCCUCUGCAAAAUAUUUUGUGGCGAGAUAAUCCACAGAAACCUAUAAUUUGUUUACAGUUGCAAACAGUUACCUAUGGUUUGAAAUCAUCUACAUACUUAGCUACAAGGUGUUUGUUGGAGCUUGCGUAUAUCUAUAAAGACAGGUUUCCACUAGCUGCAGAUGCUAUAAUUAGAAAUACUUAUGUAGAUGAUAUAAUAUGUGGCGCUGACAACAUAGAUCAGCUUCGGAAUCUGAAACAAGAGCUUAUACAAUUAUUAAGCCUUGGCAGUUUUACACUACAUAAAUGGUGUUCAAAUAAUACACAAAUUUUAGAAGAUAUACCAUCAAAUAGGAGGUAUUUUGAGCAUAUUAAUAUUAAUAAAGACAACAUGAUUAAAACUUUAGGAUUAAAAUAUAAUAUACUUACCGAUUCCUUCGUAUUUUCAUGUCCAGCGCAAGAUUUAAAGUUACUUAAAACUAAAAGGGAAAUUUUAAGUUUUAUAGGUAAAAUAUAUGAUCCUUUGGGACUUAUUGGCCCUAUAAUAGUUACAGCUAAAUUGUUUAUGCAAAGUUUAUGGAGUUUAAAAAUAAAUUGGGAUGAGGCUAUACCCUCAAGCCUGCUAGAUAAGUGGUAUAAAUUUGGUGAAAGUUUAGAGAAGAUGAAUCCCAUCAAUACUCAGCGUGGUAUUGUUUUUGGUGAUACUAAUAAUGUAGAGCUGCUCGGUUACUGUGAUGCUUCAUUUGAUGCAAUAGCAUGCUGUCUCUAUUUAAGAGUUUUUCAUAGAGAUGGUAGAGUUAGUGUAGCCUUACUGUGUUCUAAGUCUCGAGUAGCACCUUUAAAGAAAACACUCACAAUUCCAAAUUUAGAACUAAAUAGUGCUCUUCUUCUCUCUCAAUUAACACACAAAGUAAAUAAUACACUUAAGGCGCGUUUUCCUUUAAGAACGAUUUUGCAUUCAGAUUCACAGAUAGUUUUAGCUUGGUUAGGUAACAAGAACAUAAAGAAAAAUACUUAUGUUUCAAGAAGAGUAAGAGAAAUUACAGAUUUAACUAAAGAUUUUACCUGGACCUAUGUCAAAGGUAAAGACAACCCUGCAGAUUUGUUGUCGCGGGGAACUGCUCCACAUAAAUUGGAGGAGAGCUACAUGUGGUUUCAUGGACCACAGUACUUGUCUGAUAAAUACUAUGAACAUAUUAUGUAUGAUUAUAAAUCUUGUGUAGUGACGGAUAGUAUGCCGUGUGAUACCCUUAUAAAUAGUGAUAAAUCAGUUAAAAAAUUUUGUAAUAAUCCUAAAAAUAAAUUAUGUGGUGCAAUAACACCUAAAGAAUUAUGCACUUCUCAAGUUAUGAUUUUUCGACAUAUACAGGAAAUACAUUUUCAUAAUGAAAUAAAAUCACUUACAUUAAAUAAACCUGUAAAAUCAAACUUAAGUAGCUUACACAUUUUUCUUGAUCAUCAACAAUUAAUAAGAGUAGGAGGACGUUUAGAUAAUGCACCAAACAUUUCGUAUGAUAAAAAGCAUCCAAUAGUUUUACCCAAGUCAGACCAUGUUACACAUACUCUUAUAAAUUCUGAACAUUUAAGACUAUUACAUGCUGGAGCUAAGUUAGUUCUCAGUUCAUUAUCGCAGGCAUAUUGGAUAGUAGGUGGUAUUCGCGAAGUCAAAAAGGUACUCCAUAGGUGUAUUGGAUGCUUCCAAAUCAAGGCCGCAACUGCUAAACAGCUUAUGGGUUCAUUACCUGCAGAGAGAACUACUCCCGCUCGACCUUUUGAGGUAACCGGUGUUGACUUUUGUGGUCCAUUUGAAAUGAAAAUAGCUAGAAUUCGUAAACCAUUAAUUACAAAAGCAUAUAUUGCCUUAUUUGUUUGCUUUUCUACUAAAGCAAUACACUUAGAAUUAAUCAGUGACCUUACCACUGAAACCUUUUUAGCAUGUCUUCGAAGAUUUAUAUCUAGACGAGGUGUACCUAAUAGAAUUUAUUGUGAUAAUGCAAAGACAUUUAAGGGUGCUUCCAAUUAUUUAACUGAACUGUAUAAUCUUUUAGCGUCUAAACAUAAUAUGGACUCUGUACAUCAUUUUUGCUCUGAUAAAUUAAUUAAUUUUAAGUUCAUACCUAGUUAUGCCCCAGAGUUUGGUGGUUUAUGGGAAGCUGGGGUAAAAAGCGUAAAGUAUCAUUUAAAAAGGGUUGUGGGUUUUGCCUGUUUAACCUUUGAAGAGCUUUAUACUAUUAUUACUCAAAUAGAAGCCAUAUUAAACUCUAGGCCCUUGCUCCCUAUGAGUAGCGAUAUAUCUGACUUAACAUAUUUGACUCCGGGACAUUUCCUAAUUGGGGCUCCUCUCACUAGUAUACCAGAACCGAACCUUUCAGAUAUUAAUAUAAAUAGACUUAAGUUUUGGCAAAUUUGUACUAAAAUUAAACAAGAAUUUUGGAAAUUGUGGAGCAAUGACUAUUUAACUCAACUACAAAAUAGACCCAAGUGGAAAUAUAAUUAUGAUAAUUUAAAAGAGGGUGACUUGGUCAUUGUGAAGCAGGUUAAUGUGCCAUCAUUAUAUUGGCCCAUGGGGCGCAUUGUUAAAACAUUUCCUGGCUCUGACCAUAAGGUUAGAGUGGCUGAAGUAAAGAUGGCAAAUGGUAGAACCUAUGUUCGCUCUUAUCAAAAAUUAUGUCCGCUUCCUUUAGUUAACUAG
This is a messenger RNA of Melitaea cinxia (Glanville fritillary), 2706 nucleotides long. RefSeq lists its product as uncharacterized. Gene Ontology annotation, biological process: DNA integration. The record is from RefSeq and is a predicted model, not a curated record. Gene Ontology annotation, molecular function: nucleic acid binding. Lineage: Eukaryota; Metazoa; Arthropoda; Insecta; Lepidoptera; Nymphalidae. Bases 1 to 2706 code for a protein of 901 amino acids. The transcript has 2 exons.